GAGGAAGGCUAUUUCCGCUUCCGGGUGACGUCGGCGCGUCCUUUCUCUCCGGGCCGCUAACUGAGCGAGAGGACGGGCCGGGGCUGCCGCCGAAUCCGCCUCCAUCCUCCUUCCCCGCUCGAGCUGAGCCCCCCGCGCCGCCGCCGCCAUGACGGAGCAGAUGACCCUGCGCGGCACCCUUAAGGGCCACAACGGCUGGGUGACCCAGAUCGCCACCACCCCGCAGUUCCCGGACAUGAUCCUGUCCGCCUCGCGCGACAAGACCAUCAUCAUGUGGAAGCUGACACGGGAUGAGACCAACUACGGAAUCCCGCAGCGCGCCCUGCGCGGCCACUCGCACUUCGUCAGCGACGUGGUCAUCUCCUCCGACGGGCAGUUCGCCCUCUCAGGCUCCUGGGACGGCACCCUGCGGCUCUGGGACCUCACCACAGGUACCACCACCCGCCGCUUCGUGGGCCACACCAAGGACGUGCUGAGCGUGGCCUUCUCGUCCGACAAUCGCCAGAUCGUCUCGGGCUCCCGGGACAAAACCAUCAAGCUCUGGAACACCCUGGGCGUCUGCAAGUACACAGUGCAGGACGAGAGCCACUCGGAGUGGGUAUCCUGCGUCCGCUUCUCCCCCAACAGCAGCAACCCCAUCAUCGUCUCCUGCGGCUGGGACAAGCUGGUGAAGGUGUGGAACUUGGCCAACUGUAAGCUGAAGACCAACCACAUCGGGCACACCGGCUACCUGAACACCGUGACAGUCUCCCCCGACGGCUCCCUCUGCGCCUCCGGCGGCAAGGACGGCCAGGCCAUGCUGUGGGACCUGAACGAGGGCAAGCACCUGUACACGCUGGACGGCGGUGACAUCAUCAACGCCCUGUGCUUCAGCCCCAACCGCUACUGGCUCUGUGCUGCCACCGGGCCCAGCAUCAAGAUCUGGGACCUGGAGGGGAAGAUCAUCGUGGACGAGCUAAAGCAGGAGGUGAUCAGCACCAGCAGCAAAGCCGAGCCGCCCCAGUGCACCUCGCUGGCCUGGUCUGCGGACGGACAGACCCUGUUUGCUGGGUACACAGAUAAUCUGGUCCGCGUCUGGCAGGUCACCAUCGGGACCAGAUGAGAGCCGCCCACAGGACCCAGCCUGCCUUUGUGUAAAAAAAAAAUCAAUAAAAAGUACAUUUUGGAGGUU
Molecule: messenger RNA, 1171 nt
Organism: Mauremys reevesii (Reeves's turtle)
Lineage: Eukaryota; Metazoa; Chordata; Testudines; Geoemydidae
Gene: RACK1
Product: receptor for activated C kinase 1
Exons: 8
Coding region: 149-1102 (317 amino acids)
Biological process (GO): rescue of stalled cytosolic ribosome; positive regulation of protein phosphorylation
Cellular component (GO): nucleus; cytosol
Molecular function (GO): protein kinase C binding; translation regulator activity; ribosome binding
Source: RefSeq, a predicted model, not a curated record